UUUAGUGGUGGGUUGUUAGAGUUAGGGCAGUAUGGUUAGGUUGCGGUUGGACUUGAUGAUCUUGAAGGUCCUUUCCAACCUGAGCAGUUCUAUGAUUCUAUGAUUCUAUGAACGCAGUUGGUUCACAAAGGGAGCCCCUGGGAGCUCCACACGGCCACAUGCCUCCGAGCAGGGGCAAUGGCAGGGCCUUGCCAGCCCAGGGCAGCUGAGAGGGCCCGUACAGGGGUGGGGCUGAAAGGUGGGGCUGGGCAGCUUGUGACCUGGCAGGUAGCGCUGCUUCAGUUUGGACUGGGCCAUUGAUCAUGGCUUUGGCAUUUGUCUUCGCCUUGCUGGUGCAGUGGGUGGCACGUGUUGGUGAUCAGUUCAAUGCGGUCAUGCUCAACCGUAUGCAGCAGUAUGAGGUCUACGUGCUAGAGCAGAUGAGCCGGCUGCUGCAAAAGAUAGAGGAGAGAAACCAGAGAGACCCAGAGAAGAGCAGGGUGGGCGUGCAAGCCUUGCUCUUCUCUGCAUUGCAUUCGUGGCGGUUUUGGGCCUCAGCUGGAGUGCUUGUCCUGCUCCUUGUGCUCUUCCGGUGUCACAGGAGAAGGAAAGGUGAAAUGCAUGCACAGGACAUGAGUUUGAGAUGCAAAGAGCACGUGGAAGACGAUGACAAGAACAACGCUGAAGUCAUUCUGUACGGAAAAGGAGAGACAUUUUCCACAGAGAAAUCCAGUUGUCCACUGACAGAUGAACAACUCUCGAGCAAAGUAGUGGAGGAACUUCUGAGUGUGUGUCAGACCAUUUCCAGGAGAUACUCCGUGCCACGGCUGCAGCCGGUCACUGGAAUGGACGUUGUCUUUGAAGGUGAGUGGCGCAGUGGGGGCUACGCCAUCCACUGCAUGCUGGUGCCCCUGAGGCCACCCCCCGGGCAUCUCUUCUGCUUGGAGCUGGGCCCUGAAGAGCAGACAGGGCUGAGGAAGUCCCGCCUCCGCGUGGAGCUCAUGUGCACGUGCAUAAGGGCACGGCUGGUAGGGGACGUGCCCUGCUUCCUGCACAAGCGUGAGAAGAAGCUGGAGGGAGAACGGAUGCCCAGCCUCCUCCAGACCCUGUGCUCCGGCUCCUACCUGGAUGUACAGAAAACCGCCAGCUGGCUCCAGGAACUGGUGGCACAAGCCUGGGCGGCCAUGCCCGAGUGGGCCAGCAUGCAGCUCCAGCUGCUGCCCUCCGCCCGCUUCUGUAAGAUCAAGCUGACCACCGCCUCCAGCAGGAGCCUGUACAUUGAACUGGUGCUCGGGGUACGGGAGGGCGGCCCGGACGCCUUCCUGACCUUCGAGUAAGCGGGUGCUGUCAGCAGCAGGAGGGGCCUGCGGGACACGCUGUCCCUGCUCGUUUUUGGGAAGCUGAACCAGAUGACCUUCAGAGGGCCCUUCAAAGCUCCAACUCCGAGGAUUCACACAGCAGUCACACCUGUGAAGGAAGAAGCGUCUCCAAACUGCAGUGCCACAGAUUUUUGCAAACCUUUCCUGCGCUGGGAUCUAUGGAAGCUGUUCUUGGUGGUACCAAGGCUUCAGAAAGGUCAUGCUUUGCAAUGGAAGUCUGCAGGUGACAAACUGUCGGCAAUGGAAGAGUGAAGCGGUCGCAGUGUGGAAAGGAGUCGUGUUCUAAGAACAGCAAACCUGUGGAACUGCUUACUUGAGAUCCAAUACAUGGAUCCUCCAAACCAAGUCUGGUAUUUGUGCUUUAUGCAAUCGUGCACACAGAACCUGAUGGAUGCUAGAAUGAAGGGCAACUGCCUGCCCAGUUGGAAGCGGUAGUGAAAACAUUUCUCUGUUCCUGUCAGUCUAGUCGGGUUUCCUGCACUGGAGCUGGAGAAGUGUAAGCUGUUCCUGGGCAUCUCUGUGUUGGUUGUAAGCAUCUUAGUGACAGGCAGUGAUGUAGAACCACAGAAUCACCAAGGUUGGGAAAGACC
This is a messenger RNA of Numida meleagris (helmeted guineafowl), 1948 nucleotides long. RefSeq names its product inositol 1,4,5-trisphosphate receptor-interacting protein-like 1. The record is from RefSeq and is a predicted model, not a curated record. Bases 303 to 1316 code for a protein of 337 amino acids. The transcript is spliced from 3 exons. NCBI's taxonomy places the organism in Eukaryota, Metazoa, Chordata, Aves, Galliformes, Numididae.